This is a messenger RNA of Myodes glareolus (Bank vole), 967 nucleotides long. RefSeq names its product defective in cullin neddylation 1 domain containing 5 (gene Dcun1d5). Gene Ontology annotation, molecular function: ubiquitin conjugating enzyme binding; cullin family protein binding; ubiquitin-like protein binding. The record is from RefSeq and is a predicted model, not a curated record. NCBI's taxonomy places the organism in Eukaryota, Metazoa, Chordata, Mammalia, Rodentia, Cricetidae. Gene Ontology annotation, biological process: protein neddylation. Gene Ontology annotation, cellular component: ubiquitin ligase complex.
UCCGCUGCGGUCCCUGGCAGGCGGGAGCCGGAGCUGCGGCGGAGCGCGACCCCCCUCCCCGGCCGCCCUGUCCACCUUGCCGGGGAAGGCGGAAGAUGCCAGUGAAGAAGAAAAGAAAAGCCCCCGGAGUGGCAGCGGCGGUCGCGGAAGACGCAGGCCUCAAAAAGUGUAAAAUCUCCAGCUAUUGCAGAUCCCAGCCUCCUGCUAGAAUAAUCAGUGGAGAGGAAGAUUUUUCAAGAAAGAAGUGCCUGGCUUGGUUUUAUGAGUAUGCAGGUCCUGAUGAAGUUGUAGGGCCAGAAGGAAUGGAAAAAUUUUGUGAAGACAUUGGUGUUGAACCUGAAAAUAUUAUUAUGUUAGUUUUAGCGUGGAAGUUGGAGGCUGAAAGCAUGGGAUUUUUUACCAAGGAAGAAUGGUUAAAGGGAAUGACCUCAUUACAGUGUGACUGCACAGAAAAGUUACAGAGCAGGUUUGAUUUUCUGCGCUCACAACUGAAUGACAUCUCAUCAUUUAAGAAUAUCUACAGAUAUGCCUUUGAUUUUGCAAGGGAUAAGGAUCAGAGAAGCCUUGAUAUUGAUACUGCUAAGUCUAUGUUAGCGCUGCUGCUUGGGAGAACAUGGCCACUCUUUUCAGUAUUUUACCAGUACCUGGAGGGCCUGUUCUUCUUGAUGAAUUUGUGGAGUGGCAAAAAAUCCGUCAAACAUCAUAGCAAGAACUGUUGUGAAGAACAUACAGAUCUCGUGAAGAAAAUGCAGGAAGAGGGAGGAUAUACAAGGGGCGUUUUCACUCACGAAAGACUCCUCAUAGUACUUUUUCCUUUUUUUAAAGGAAGUUUUCUUGUUACAUGUGAUGGGCAUUGAGCCACAUGUCUUCUGAGACUGAAUAUUGACGUUUUUGUUUCAAGUUAUGUUUUUAACAUUUAUUUUAGAACAAUAAAGAUUCAGAUUUGUGACAAAGGCCUUAAAGUGAA